AUGGAGCCCUUCGACAAAGCCUGGCACACAGCCGCCGAUUCUCUCAGGAACGACUACCGGUCCUCUGAGCAGCAAUGGACCCAGCACGGCGAGGAACCAAUCUCUGGAAUUCAAGGCAGAGGAACUGCUACUGAUCCUUACGAUGCCGGAAACCGUUCUGAGCAACCCGGCGCUCCCCAGACCAAAAAGAACACAGCUCUCGUGCCCGAGGCCCUCUCGUCAAUUACUCCCGGCGACCGCUCCUCAAACCUUAAGUCCAGCACCAAUAAGACAGCAAGUGGCCCAGCCGCUAUGCAACCCGAGUUGAACCCCAUCGGCGAAACCGCCGCAAAGUACGGUUCCCAGCCACACCGAGUCCCAGAACAGAGGAACCUGGGAUCCAACCUUGACCACCACAGCCAGACCUCGGGUCUCAGUCACGGCCACCACGACAGGACCUCUGGACUUAACAAGGGUUCUUUGACGACGGGUGCUGAGGCUGCCGCUGCUGGUGUCGCUGGUGCCGGAUCUGAUUACAAGAGGUCCGCAGGUGGUCUCGGAGAGGCAACUUCUGCUCAGUCAUCUGCUCUCCCAGAUGACUCUCACACACCCGGUCUCAGACACACUGGUACCCUUGGAGGUGCCACUUCCGCUCAGACCUCAGCUCUCGGAGGAGACACUACUCACCCAACCGGUCUGAGACACCCCUCAACCCAGAAAUCCGGUCUGGAAAAGGGCGUCGAGGCAUCUGGUCUUGGACACACCACAUCUACCGGUCAGACCUCUCCUAUGAAGUCGGCUCUGGAGAAAGACGCCCAGGCAACCGGUCUCAGACAGCCAGCCUCUACCACCCACAAGCCUGUUUUCGAGAAAGACACCACCCACACCCCCUCCUCAGGCAUCGAGGGAUCCCGAAACCUGGGCUCCACGACCAGUUACGGAGGAAGCGAGACUCAGAUCCCCGACCGGUCCUCCCAGCCUAUUGGCACCCACACCUCUACCUCCGGUCUAGAAAGAUCCCAAAACCCGUACGGAGGAAGUGAGACUCAGGUUCCCAACCGGUCCUCUCAACCCAUUGGCACUCACACUUCUACCACCGGGAUAGAGGGAUCUGGAAACCUGGGCUCUACUACUAGCCACGGAAGCCAGUCUCAGAUCCCCGAUCGCUCUUCUCAGUCUAUCGGCACUGGCACCGAGGCUAGACACCCAAGAUCCAGCAUUGCAGAGGAAGCAACCAGUACCGAAGCCAGACAUCCCAGCUCCGGCAUCGCCGAUUCCACGCCCCAGGAAUCUAAGUCUACCACCGAGCAACGAACCCCAAGCACCACUGCAGCUGAGGGCCAAAGCAGCACCCAGAAGGAAUCCACAUCUAAGCCAUCCAAGAAGGAUGAUGCCCCCGAGAAUGUCGGUUUCCCGCCCAAGACUGACCAUGUGAGCAAGGAGGCUCUUCGCGGUCCCUCUGUCGCUGAGCCCAGAGAGCACUGGAAGCAGGAUGAAAAGGUUGCUAAGGCCGAGGAUAAUGAUAAGCCUGCUGCAGCAGCUGGUGAGCCUGGCGCUAGCAACAAGGCGGAUUCUUCUGAGAAGAAGCAUACUAAGGAUAGUUCCCAUUCGGGAGGCACUUUGUCUCAUAUCAAGGAGAAGGUGGAGAAGGUUAUUCACCCUCAUAAGUCCUAA
Messenger RNA from Aspergillus oryzae RIB40, 1653 nucleotides. RefSeq lists its product as uncharacterized. The transcript is spliced from 3 exons. The coding region runs from base 1 to 1653 and encodes 550 amino acids. The record is from RefSeq and is a predicted model, not a curated record. Lineage: Eukaryota; Fungi; Ascomycota; Eurotiomycetes; Eurotiales; Aspergillaceae.